ACAUAUAUAUUUUAAUAAAAGAUAAUGUUAAUAAAAAUUUAAAGAUGAUCAAAUAGUGAAAAGUAUCACGUAAUAAAAAUAAGCCAUAUUCUAAAUUCCAAUCGGUAAGAAAAUUAGUCGUGUCAGUAGUUUUCAGCUGUUCUCAACGUGAUAACUAAAUAAGAAACAUAACAUUGAAUUAUUUCAUAACGGAGUAUUAAAUAAAAUUAUUUAAUAUCCUCUUUUUACUUUAAAUCAUUAAAUAUCUAUUUAAGUGUCUUUUUAUAUAUUUAUCAGUAAUAAAAUUAUUAAUUAUAAAAGUAAUCGUGAACUUUGAUAAAAGUUUUUAGGUUAUUUAUGCAGCUCAAUAACAAUUUACAUCAUAUUGAAUUUUUAUCAGCUGUAAGCAGCUGCUAGUGCAGAAUAAAUUAUUUUUCUUAAUUAUUAAUGAUAAAUAAAUUGAAAAAUGUUAUCGAGAAGGCUUAUAAAAUACACAACAGUAGGAGCAGUAGGUGUAGGAACUCUUGUAUCCUGGAGAGCAAAUGACUAUGACAUUGGAUCCAUAGGUAUUGUACGUCUAAGCAGAGCUGCUGUAAAAGUAUUUAUAAUAGGAUCUCAUUACAAAAAAUCACUUUACGAUAGUGGAUUAGAAAAAUCAUCACCAGAAUACGCAAAAGCUAAGUCAGAAACUCAUUCAUUUGGAGCACAAAAACUCCUGGAACUAUGCUGUGCUAAUAAAGGGGUUUAUAUAAAAAUAGGCCAACACAUAGGAGCUUUAGAUUAUUUAUUACCAUCAGAAUAUGUUACUAAAAUGCGAGUUUUACAUAGUUCAGCACCUCAAUCUUCAUUCGAAGAUGUUUUAAAAGUACUUAAAGAAGAUUUUAAAAAAGAUCCUUAUGAAAUAUUUGAAUCUAUUGAAAAAGAACCACUUGGUGCUGCUAGUUUAGCUCAAGUACACAAAGCAACGUUAAAAAAUGGUAAAGUUGUUGCCGUUAAAGUGCAACAUCGUGCUGUUAAAUCAAAUUCUUAUGUUGAUAUAAAAACAAUGGCAGCAUUAGUUAAAAUAACAUCGUGGGUAUUUCCAGAAUUUAAAUUUGAUUGGCUUGUCGAUGAGACUAAAAAAAAUAUACCACGUGAAUUAAAUUUUACAUGGGAAGGUAAAAACGCUGAAAGAUUAAGUAAUUUAUUUUCACAUUAUAAAUGGUUAAAAGUACCUAAAGUUUAUUGGGAUUUAUCAUCAUCUCGUGUAUUAACUAUGGAGUUUGUUGAAGGAGGACAAAUUAAUGAUUUAAAGUAUAUACAUGACAAUAAUAUUAAUCCAUAUGAAAUAAGUGGUAAAUUAGGUCGUUUGUACAGUCAUAUGAUAUUUGUAACGGGUUUUGUUCAUUCAGAUCCACAUCCUGGUAAUAUUCUUGUUAAAAAAAAUGUAAAUAAUGAAGCUGAACUAAUUUUACUUGAUCAUGGUUUGUAUGCAGAAUUGACUGAUGAAUUUAGAUGGUCAUAUUCAAAAUUAUGGCUUGCAAUACUUGAUCGUGAUAAAGAUGCUAUGAGAAAAUACUGCGGUCAACUUGGUGUUGAAGAUAUGUAUGGUUUAUUGGCGUGUAUGGUAUCUGGCAGAACUUGGGAUGCUGUUAUGACUGGUAUUGAAAGAACUAAAUACAGUUCUGAUGAAAAGGUACAAUUUCAAACUGAAAUACCAAAUUUAUUGCCACAAAUAAGUGAAAUAUUAGAAAGAGUUAAUCGACAAAUGUUACUUGUACUUAAAACAAAUGAUUUAAUACGUAGUAUUGAACAUACGCUAAAAACUUCAUCAAGAAUGUCUGCUUUUAUAGAAAUGUCCAAGUGCUGUGUUCACUCAGUUUACGACGAAAAGUUGAAACACAGUAAUGGAAAAUGGAAUCGAUGGGGUACAUUAAUUGCCGAACAAUUUGCAUUACUCAGAUUAUCUUUUUAUUAUGCUUAUUUAGGAAUAAUUAAUUUUAAUUUGAUCACUACUGUUGAGUCUUUAUGGACUCGUGACUUUUAUCCAUAUUAAUGAACAAAUUUUAUAGGGAACAAAUGUUUUUAUUUAUUUU
Molecule: messenger RNA, 2054 nt
Organism: Cotesia glomerata
Lineage: Eukaryota; Metazoa; Arthropoda; Insecta; Hymenoptera; Braconidae
Gene: Adck1
Product: aarF domain-containing kinase 1
Exons: 2
Coding region: 446-2014 (522 amino acids)
Biological process (GO): lipid homeostasis; protein phosphorylation; mitochondrion organization
Cellular component (GO): mitochondrial inner membrane
Molecular function (GO): ATP binding; protein kinase activity
Source: RefSeq, a predicted model, not a curated record